AUGGAGUAUACCGAUCUCCAGCUGUGGCUCCUAAAGAACAAGUGCCUGCAGCACUUGGGCAAGUUCAUUGAAAACGGCGUUACUCUAGACUUGGUGCCUGAACUAGACACCGCUGCCUUGAAGGAAAUGGGCAUCCACAAGGUUGGCGAUAGACUACGACUUGAGGUGGCCAUUCUGGCGCUCAACAUGCAGAGGUUGAAGACGAGUGUGGGCAUUGAAGACGUGCAAAGACAGGUUCAGCUGGAGCUUUCGCUGCAGUGGGCGCAGACUGGCGGUGCUGGGGCUACUGGUGGUGCUGGAAAGACGUUUAAUGGCGUGGUGCCUGCUGAAAGUGACGAUUCGACGUUUGUGGCUAACGGGAGCAGGUCGCUUCAGAGACUGCGGUCGGGCUCGGAUCGGGACGCUUCUGCUAGGACAGUUACGUUCAUCUUGCCAGACGGGUCCAUGAAGAAGGUGAACAUCGAGGGAUGCUUCAAUACCCAGCUGAUCAAGCGGAAGGCGCUUAAAAAACUCGGCGUCAAGGGCAGAGAUACCGAUUACGAUACGUAUAUUCACACGACGGGGCCUGGAGGUGCUAAGAUAUCGAGUUUGUACGAUGUGGAGUUCGUGACAAUCUGUUUUGCUCCAGAUAGAAUGGAAAAGCAUCGGAUUAUGCUUACGCCGAAGGGCGAGCAGCCUUCGCCUACGGCGGCAGAACAGUCGCUUCGAAUUCUACAAAGAAUGGCCGGUAGGAAACCCCAGACGCCUCAGAUGCGUAACUUCUUUGGCCAGCGUCCUCCUUCUGAGUUGAUUUCGUCCAAUUUGGGCGAGUACUUCCCACAAGCGCCUCAGCAAGAGUUGGAAACUACAGUUCGUAACUCGGUACGUUACAGUAUGCGUCUACUGAGAAGGUUUCGUGUUCCCACAACGCUGCUGAUCUUCCUGGGGAAGCUGGGCGGUGUUUCAAUGGCAUCUUCUGAACGCAGACCUCGUAACCACAAAACGAUAGGCGACAUGAUGGUGCACAACGUCAGUGUCAUUGACGAAGCUACAAACCCUCAAGAUACAAUUUCCCUAGUCAGUAAACCAGAGCUGGCCUCUGUGGACGAUGGCCAGCUGGAGGUGUCUCACCGGACGGAGAUGAGCAAACACCGCUUUUCUGUGGCUGCGCUGUAUACCACCAAUAACAACCGGUACUCGAGAAUUGAGCUCUUUAGUAUUGAUUCAGAUGACGAUAAUGCCGAUGAUUGUCUAGACUAUUAUGGCGAGUUGAGUGCGGAUGGUGAGGAUAUUCAACCAUUUAUUCCUGGUAGAAAAUGGGUCCAGGGUGCUCGUAUCGGUGCUGGAUCCUUUGGUACUGUUGUAUUGGGCAUGGAUCCUGUUACCGGUGAACUCAUGGCUGUCAAACAAGUGCCUAUACCGACAGGUGCUGCAAGACACAAUGACCUGCAAAGGUCGAUGAUAGAAGCGUUGCACCACGAAAUGGCCUUGCUAAAGGAACUCAACCAUGAAAAUAUUGUUCGUUACUUUGGCUCAUCGUCCGAAGGCAGUUUCCUCAAUAUCUUCUUGGAAUACGUGCCAGGAGGAAGUGUACAGCUGAUGUUACAGCUGUAUGGACCGUUCGAAGAACCUUUGAUUCGUAACUUCGUCAGACAAGUGCUUGUCGGACUCACAUACCUUCACAGCGUGGACAUCAUCCACAGAGACAUCAAAGGUGCAAAUAUUCUUAUUGACAUUAAAGGAACCGUCAAAAUCAGUGAUUUUGGUAUUUCCAAAAAAGUGGACUCAUCUGAAGAUAGAGAAGGUAACAAACAAGCCCGUAGGGCUUCCUUACAAGGCUCUGUCUACUGGAUGGCUCCAGAAGUGGUCAAGCAGACUGCUUACACAAAGAAAGCUGACAUUUGGUCGGUUGGCUGUUUGGUAGUAGAGAUGUUUACCGGAAAGCAUCCGUUCCCCAGCUUCAGUCAAAUGCAAGCCAUCUUUAAGAUUGGUACUCAUACCCAACCUCAAGUGCCCGAAUGGUGUACUGCCGAGGGAAAAGACUUUUUAACCAGAACGUUCGAGAUAGAUUACGACAAGCGACCCACUGCAACGCAGCUAUUGGGAGAGGCUUUCUUGAGCCCGUUGAUUUUAUCACACCUGGGCCCAAGCGAUUGA
Messenger RNA from Candidozyma haemuli, 2136 nucleotides. RefSeq names its product mitogen-activated protein kinase kinase kinase (gene STE11). NCBI's taxonomy places the organism in Eukaryota, Fungi, Ascomycota, Pichiomycetes, Serinales, Metschnikowiaceae. Gene Ontology annotation, molecular function: ATP binding; protein binding; protein kinase activity. The transcript has a single exon. Gene Ontology annotation, biological process: protein phosphorylation. The record is from RefSeq and is a predicted model, not a curated record. The coding region runs from base 1 to 2136 and encodes 711 amino acids.